Molecule: messenger RNA, 1935 nt
Organism: Dermatophagoides pteronyssinus (European house dust mite)
Lineage: Eukaryota; Metazoa; Arthropoda; Arachnida; Sarcoptiformes; Pyroglyphidae
Gene: RFeSP
Product: Rieske iron-sulfur protein
Cellular component (GO): membrane
Molecular function (GO): 2 iron, 2 sulfur cluster binding; quinol-cytochrome-c reductase activity
Source: RefSeq, a predicted model, not a curated record
UCUAUGAAUACAGUGCCCUUGUUGUGUGAGUUGUCUUCAUCGGCUGAUUUUUCAUUGAUUUUUUUUUCGACAUCGAACUUAGGUGAAUUUAAAAAAAAAGAAAAAUAAAAAAUAUGAUCCAAAGUCGAUCCAUUGGAAUUGGCCAAUUUGCCAAAGCUGUUACACAAGCUUGUGGUGGACAGCGAAUAACAUCAUCAUUUCCAUCAUUGAAACGUGAUUGGGAAGAACGAGCUGAAACAAUGCCACAAUUGGUACCAGCUUUUGCUAUUAAUUUGCCAUUGCAUAAAAUAACAUUGAAACCGGCUUUUAAUUUGAAUGUUCACCUGUUUAAAAAUAAAUCUCAAGCAAUUAGCGGAAUUGGAGUUAGCCAUCAAUAUAGAUUGGCUCAUACCGAUGUUAAUAUUCCAGAUUUUUCAUCAUACCGAAGGCCAUCAAACAAAGAUUUAUCACCUAGAUCGGCUGAAUCUUCUGAUGAUAGACGUGCUUUUACCUAUAUUGUAACCGCUGGUGUCGGUGUUGGUGGUGCUGUUGCUGCUAAGCAUAUGGUUCAAGGUGUACUUAAUAUGUUAUCACCGGCUAGAGAUUGUCUUGCUUUGAGUAAAGUUGAAGUUAACAUCGGAAACAUACCCGAAGGCAAAAAUGUUGUUGUUAAAUGGCGAGGUAAACCUGUUUUCAUUCGACGACGAACACAAAAAGAAAUCGAUCAGGAAAGAGCGGUCGAUAUCAGUCAACUUCGUGAUCCAGAACACGAUGAAAAACGUGCACCCAAUCCAGAAUGGUUAGUCGUAGUCGGUAUUUGUACUCAUCUUGGUUGCGUACCAAUAGCUGGUAAAGGAGAUUUCGGUGGUUAUUAUUGUCCUUGUCAUGGUAGCCAUUAUGAUGCUUCGGGUAGAAUUCGAAAAGGUCCAGCACCAGCUAAUCUUGAGGUACCAGAUCAUGUAUUCGAUGGUGAUACGUUGGUCAUUGGUUAAAAAAUUCAAAAAUUCAAAAUGAAUGAUCAUGAAAAUAAUGUUAUGACCUGUGGACGGCCACAAAAAAUGCCCAUCAAAUCACAACGUUUACGUAAUCCUUUUUUAUUACAAAUCGAUUCUGAAUCAUUAAAAGUUGAUAAUUAUAAUGAUGGAGUUAAAGUAAAUAUUGUUUGUGAAUGCUCAUUUUGGUUGUUUUCAUUUUGGGCUGUUAAAAUAAAAGAAUUUCAUGAAAAAUUGGCAUAUGAUUGGUUAACCAUUAGGAAUUUAUUAAUCGAUAAUCAAUUUAAUCAUGAUCAAUUUGCUUAUUAUGCUAAUGAUCCUGAACUUUAUCAAGAUGAAUAUAGUAAAAUUGUACAUAAAAUUAAAUCACCCGAUGAAUUGGAUUCAACAUUUUUUACAAACACUCCACGUGAUCGUUAUCCAUUAGCAAUAAUAUUAUUAUUGAAUGAUCGUGAAAUUGAAGAACAAUUACAAAAUAAUGAUAUUGUUAUGAUGGCAUCGAUUAUUCAUUUAAAAGAUUCACUUGUACCAUUAACCACAAGUGUUAUUGGUCAAUAUAUAAAAAGAAAAUCCGGCAUAGUAUUAAAUCUACAAGAUCUUUAUAUAUGUAGUGAACAAUCGAAUGAAGAUCCAAUGCCUAAUUGUAUAAUUUGUUUGGAAAAUAUGAUUACACGUGCAAUAUUACCAUGUCGUCAUGCAUGUGUUUGUUCAAAUUGUUUUGAACAAAUUAAUACAUGUCCAUUAUGUAGAUCACCAAUACAAAAUUUUAUCAUUAUAAAUCAACCAAUUCAAACAGAAACGUCUAAUGAUGAUGAUCAAGAUGAUAAUCAACAAUCCGAUAAUAAAACUGAUAUUCAUCGAAAACAAAGUCUAAUGAAUAAAAUUCAAAAAUUUUUUGGAUUUUAAUUUUAAUAUUUAGUAUAUUUAUUUAUUCAUUGACUAUUAAUUGUUAUCAUUCUACGUU